Molecule: messenger RNA, 303 nt
Organism: Lodderomyces jiufengensis
Lineage: Eukaryota; Fungi; Ascomycota; Pichiomycetes; Serinales; Debaryomycetaceae
Exons: 2
Coding region: 1-303 (100 amino acids)
Cellular component (GO): cytoplasm
Source: RefSeq, a predicted model, not a curated record
AUGAGUAGAUUGACCCAUUACGGAAUAGAUUUAGUUUUAAUAUCAAUAAUAUUAGCAGGAAUUCAUAGAAAUACAGGAUUACAAUUUGAUACACUGCAUUUUAAUUCAAUAGAUAUAAGAAGAUGGUUUGGUAAUUAUUUACAUUUCGGUGAAAUUUGUUAUGAUAAAUUAGUUUCAGUGUUGAAAUUUUCAGGAUAUUUUAAACAAAGAAACUUGAUAUUGGAUAAUUUGAAAUUACAAGGUGAUAAGAUUUUGAAAGAACAGACCGGAAGAGAUGCUGAUGAUUAUUUACAUAAAAAGUGA